Messenger RNA from Phragmites australis (common reed), 1684 nucleotides. RefSeq names its product globulin-1 S allele-like. Lineage: Eukaryota; Viridiplantae; Streptophyta; Magnoliopsida; Poales; Poaceae. The record is from RefSeq and is a predicted model, not a curated record. Bases 1 to 1644 code for a protein of 547 amino acids. The transcript has 5 exons.
AUGGCGACUGCCAGAGACAGAACGACAGUUCCUUUCCUUCUCCUAUUCUUUGCCACCACCCUCUGCGCCGCCGCCGUCGCGGCAUCCAGGGAGGACCACGGGGGCCGCGAGCCCUCACUCCGGCAAUGCGUGAGGCGGUGCGAGGAGGACCGGCCGCGCUACCAGCGCGCCCAGUGCGUGCAGGAGUGCAGGGAACGCGAGCAGCAAGAGCAGGGCAGGCACGAGCGCGACCGCAGCGGCGAGGGGCCAGGAGAUGAGCGGGAGCAUGAGGAAGGCGGCCGCCGGCCGUACGUGUUCGACCGGCGCAGCUUCCGUCGCAUCGUCCGGAGCGAGCAGGGGUCCGUCAAGGCCCUCCCGCCGUUCCACGAGGCGUCCAAGCUCCUCCGCGGCAUCCGGAACUACCGCGUCGUGGUGCUGGAGGCAAAUCCGCGCUCGUUCAUCGUGCCCAGCCACACAGACGCGCACUGUAUCUGCUACGUGGCCCAAGGCGAGGGAGUGGUGACGACGAUCGAGAACGGCGAGAGGCGGUCGUACACCAUCAGGGAAGGCUACAUCUUCGUGGCGCCGGCCGGAGCGGUCACGUACCUUGCCAACACUGACGGCCGGAGGAAGCUGGUCAUCGCAAAAAUCCUUCAUACUAUCUCCGAGACUGGCAAGUUCCAGUUCUUCUUCGGCCCCGGCGGGAAGAACCCGGAAUCGGUCCUGUCGAGCUUCAGCAAGAGCGUCCAGAGAGCUGCUUUCAAGACCUCGAGCGACCGGCUGGAGAGGCUGUUCGGGAGGCAGGACAAGGGGAUCAUCGUGCGUGCCACGGAGGAGCAGAUCCGCGAGCUGCGGCGCCACGCCUCCGAGGGCAGCCACGGCCCGCACUGGCCCCUGCCGCCGUUCGGCGAGUCGCACGGCCCCUACAAGCUCCUGGAGCAGCAGCCCAGGAUCGCCAACCAGCACGGCCAGCUCUACGAGGCCGACGCCCGCAGGUUCCCCGACCUCACCGAUCACGACGUCCGCGUCUCGCUCGUCAACAUCACGGCGGGGUCCAUGAGCGCGCCGUUCUACAACACCCGGUCGAUCAAGAUCGCCUAUGUGCUGGAAGGCGAGGGCCACGCCGAGAUCGUGUGCCCGCACCUGGCGCACGGCAGCGAGAGCGAGCAUAGCCACGGUGGAGGCCGGAGCGAGCGCGGCAAGGGCUGGCGGCGUGAAGAAGAAUCAGAGGAGGAAGAGGAUAAGGGACAGCAGAGGGAGCAGGAGGAAGCCGGGCAGGGGUACCAGACCAUCCUGGCGCGGCUGUCGCGCGGCACGGCGUUCGUGGUGCCCGUCGGCCACCCGGUCGUGGAGGUGGCGUCCCGGGACAGCAACCUCCAGAUCCUCUGCUUCGAGGUCCGCGCCGAGAAGAACGAGAAGGUGUACCUCGCGGGCGCGAACAACGUGCUGAAGCAGCUGGACGAUACGGCCAAGGCGCUGGCGUUCGCGGCGAGCGCGAGGGAGGUGGACGAGGUGCUCGACGCACAACGGGGGCAGGGGUUCCUCCCCGGCCCGGAUGAAAGCGGUGGCCAAGAACGGGAGCAAGAGGAUGAACACGAAGGUCGCCAUGGCCGCCGCGAGGUGGUGGCUGAGACGCUCCUGAGGAUGGCGACCGGUGGGCUCUGAGGCCACCGCUCUGAUCGAUCGAGAUGGCAACGAGGAGAAC